AUGGGAAUAUCACUGGUUGCAAUACUUCUUUUAACAAACUCUUCAUAUACUAGGCCUCAAUUUGUUUUUCAUUACCCAAAUAUUCCGAAGAGACACGGCGAAUUUGAUGAAUUAGCUCGAAAAUUCGAUGAUUCUGAUGAGGAAUUCGGAGAUUUGAUUGAAAAUGAUGUUAUGACUUGGCCAAAUGAGAUAGAUAACAGUUCUUUUAAAUCACAUUCAUUUAAAUUAAAUUCACAUAAAUCAGGUCUUCAUGAUACUAUAGAAGAUUUGAAAUCAGCAGGCGAUAGUAAUGGAAAAGACAUUGAACCUAAGGAUUCUUUUAAUAAAUUGUUCGGAUUUGAAAAAAUAAUUCUUGCAAACAUUCUUUGUCCUAAAACCAACAGUUCUAAAUUUCAACUUUCGAUUGAUAAUUUGACCCUUGUUGGACAACCAGUAUUUCUUGAAAGACAAAAUACAUGUAUGGAUACAAAGCAAAGGGAGGAAUUAGAUAAUCCUACAAAUUUUGACGAAGACGAAGAACAGGUCGAUAAUAUUUAUAAGCAUAUUAUUACGAAAUUAACUGCAGCUUUGGAAUACGAACAACGACGAAGUAAUUAUGUUAGGAAAGAAGCUGACUUAAUUUUAUCUUUAAGAGAAAAUAUGGGAAAAACUUCUAUGGAUGAAUUAAUGGAACUUAUAUUGGAGAAAAGUACAUUAGCUAAUACUAUUCGUCAAGUUUAUGAUUCAAUAUCAACUGAUAGUAUAGCUCAUGUAUUGGUCAAUGAUUAUAUUGACCUUUCUUUGCAAAUUCCUCCACUCUCUCCUACUAUGUUUUUUACUCCUAAAAAUGAUGUGGCCGGUUAUGAAUAUGCGCAUUAUCCAGUAAUAGCUCCAUAUCAUACUUUAUUAUUACUUGAAGAUCCAGAAGAGAUUUUAAAGAAUAUUCCAUUAGAUGCAAAUCCAACACUCGUUCAGUUGGUACAAAUAUUGACACCUACACAGCGUUUAGCAGAUUUAUGUUCAGUGUUGGAUUGUUCUCUGGCUCAAAUAUUCAGAAUUGCUGCUCACUUAAUUUAUUGGAGAAAAGCAAAGAUUAUCGAUGUAAUUAGUGUACGAAACACGUACGUCGUUUCACCUACAGCAGAUAUGAAUUCUUUACAAACUCAUAUUGAAUAUUUCAAUCAACAUUUCCCAGAGGCUCUUGAUCUUGUUACUAUUCUUGCCUCACUUUCUACUCCUAGACCAUAUUUUAUUAGUACUGAUGUUUUCAAAGAUCAUCGUACUAUGUAUCUCGAGGCCAUGACUUAUUUGUUAAGAAAAGAUCUUGUCAUACAAUUACAUGCAUAUAUAUUCUUCAUGAUACCACAACAUAUUAAGAUGGGUGAAGAACAUCCUUCAAAUGUAGAUACUAACAAUGGUGUAAUGGAUACUUCUUUAAUUUCGCCUUAUGAUAAAGCAUCAGACGUCGAAAGGUUAUGGUUGAAUAAAUUUGUGGAAAGUCGAAGUAAAGAUCAAACUAAUGAAUUUAAAGUCAUGUUUAAAAGAACACCACCACCACUUCCACCUUUACCUAAAACUUCUUUAACACCAAAACAAAAUGCCAUAUCAGAAGAAUAUCCUGUUUUACUUACAAAAAGUAAAGAAGAAUUAGAAGACCUCCUUAACAAUGAUAUAGUUUUUGAAUCAUUCCUAGAAACUGUGGAACCAUUAAGGGGAAUGAAUGCAUUACAGAAUGAAGUGUUGUUAAAUAAUAAAGUACAUGCAGAAAAAACUUUGUCACAAGAACAAGAAUUAAUCCAAUUGCAACAAAAGGUGGAAGCAAAAGAAAAAGAACUUAAAGAACUUUAUUCCACUUUACAAGAAAAAAAUAAAGUUCAACAUGAAACACUACAGAGAUUUUCUUCUUCUGUUCUUUUGGCAAAACUCAAAUCUGAAGUUCAUCAAUCUGAUGAAUUAUCAGAACAAAUGGCUUCAUCAUUUUUAAUGGGUGAUUUAGAAUGUGAUCAAUUUUUAAAACAUUUUAAAGAAAUAAGAAAAGUAUAUCAUAUGAGAAAUGCAAAAGUUGAAAGAGUUAGUAAAAAACCAGAAAUAUUAGGUUUAGACCAACUCGUUUACGUAUUCGUUGAUAAUUCUAAUGUUUUAAUUGAAGGAAAAUAUGCAGUUGCCGAACUCAAGAAUCUGAGUACAUUUGACAAAAAAAGAGAUUCCCUAUGCUUUAACCAGUUUCGUAUUGAUCAUGGUCACCUCCUUGCAACGAUCCAAGACGAUCGUAAACUGGGUGAUGAUCCGGUAAUUGUUGGGUUACGUCCACCACCUGAUGAUUCACUUUGGAGGCAUGUUCGGGAGCAGGGGAACAGUGUAAUGAUAUUUGAUCGAAACUUUGAAAAUCGUGAAAAGAAAGAUAAUAUAACACUAGGGCAUGCUAUUGAUGAAAUAAUUUUCACUAAAAAUCCUAGUACAUUGGCGAUAAUCUCUGGAGGUAGUGAUUUUGAACCAAUAGUAGAAACUGCCAUCAAACGUAAUUGGAUAGUUGAAACAUGGUUCUGGAAUAUGGACAAUUACUAUAAGUCCUUCGCGUAUGGUUUUGGAUCUGACAUCACAAGGAGCAAUCGAAUUCUUGAGGUUACUGGUCAUACAUUUCAUAAUUGGGGAAUUCUAUAUUUAAUUUCAUUCCGUAAAGAAUAUACGAAUCCUAUUAAUCAAUUACCUCCUUCUUUAAUACAAGAAUCAUGGUUACAAGGCACAAAGUAUUAA
Messenger RNA from Diversispora eburnea, 2733 nucleotides. NCBI's taxonomy places the organism in Eukaryota, Fungi, Glomeromycota, Glomeromycetes, Diversisporales, Diversisporaceae. The record is from the annotation of a GenBank genome assembly.